Molecule: messenger RNA, 1690 nt
Organism: Pogona vitticeps (central bearded dragon)
Lineage: Eukaryota; Metazoa; Chordata; Lepidosauria; Squamata; Agamidae
Gene: APCDD1L
Product: APC down-regulated 1 like
Biological process (GO): negative regulation of Wnt signaling pathway
Cellular component (GO): plasma membrane
Molecular function (GO): Wnt-protein binding
Source: RefSeq, a predicted model, not a curated record
UGCAACGCGUUGGCUGUUUUUUUUUCCCCCGGGGGUGACCCGUUUGCAAAGAUCUCCUCCGCACGCGGGGGCCGGACGUUGGCGAUGCUCCGAUCUUGUUGGCUCGUUGGGCUCCUGAUAGCUUACACAUCUGGAAAAAAGCUAUGGGAUGUCCCCAUAUCUCACACAGACCAGCUCAGCCCUGGAAAACUGCGGUGGGAGCCACAGUGCCAAUAUCAACUGCGCCACCUUCAGGAUGGUGCUAGAAUUUCUGCUCUUCAGCCUCCUCAGUUGGAAGGCCAUUGGAUUUCAACAGGGUGUGAAGUGAGGCCAGGACCUGAAUAUCUAACCCGUUCAUAUAUGUUCUUCCCCAACCGCCUCUUCAAAGCCUAUCAGUUCUAUUACCAAGACCCUGGCUGCCGGGACCCCACCUACUCCCUGGUCAUCAAAGGCAAAAUCAGGCUUCGCCAGGCCUCCUGGAUCACCCGAGGGGCAACUGAAGCAGAUUACCACCUUCAUAAAGUUGGCAUCGUCUUCCACAGUCAGAAGGCUAUGCGGGAAACAGUGGCUCGCAUCAACCAGACGUCGGGAGAACACUGUCGUGGGUUCUUACCAGCUGGACGAGCAUGGGCUCCCGGUGCCAUUUAUGAGCUUCUGAGCACCAAAGGAGAGCAAGACUGCACUGCAGGCCUCGGCUUUGCCAUGCACGAACUGAGCCUUGUGCGGGUGGAAAAAUACCAGCAGCCAUUGUUUUUGCAUCAGAACCAGGGAGACCAGGAAGUGGAGGAACUGUACCUGGGGGACAUCCACACUGAUUGGUCAGAAAGGCUGCAUUAUCGACCAACAGGAUACCAGCGUCCCCUCCAGAAUGCAAUGCACUACAUUCAUCCUUGUCCCGCCUGUGGAGUUAUCUACAGAGCUGAUGAGCAUCAUCCACCAAUCUUACCAGUCAGACCUGAACUCCCAAUGGUGCUACACGGCCGCUGGGCCAGCUCUCGGUGUGAGGUACGGCCGGCAGUGCUUUUCCUCACAAGGUACUUCAUUUUCCACGAGAGCAGUCGCAGUUGGGAAGGGUACUACCACCACUACUCUGACCCUCUCUGUAAGCAGCCUACGUUCACCGUGUAUGCCUCUGGCCACUACACACAGGGUGCACCAUCCCUCAUUGUGAAAGGAGGCACUGACCUGGUUUUCACCGUGACCCAUGCUCGGGUGACACCAAUGGACCAGAUUACCUUGAUGAUGCUGAACUCUUCUGUCUCCGGGAGCUGCGGAGAGGCUAGCUCGUGGAGCAUAGGGCGGGAACUAGAUGUGACCCACACAAAUGGGUGUGCAGCUCUGGGGAUUAGGCUCCCCCACACAGAGUAUGAACUCUUCCGAAUUGAACAGGAUGCCAGAGACCGCAGUUUGCUCUUCAUAGGCGAGAGACCGACCGAUGGAUCAAGCCCUAGCAUCCCAAGCAAACGGCCAACCUCCUACCAGGCCCCUCUCCUCCAGUGUGGGGGACCAUCAGCAGCCUUGGCAAGACACAGAAAGUCAAAUUCCCUGGGAAGAGUAGCUGAUGAUAGUAGGAGUGGAGCCUCGCAGACUGUCCUUCACAUGUUACCUUGGGUAUCGGCGCUGGCAGUUCUUGCCAUGCAGCUGGUCAGGUGGAACUGAAAGCUGAGACUCCUUGGGCUCUGCAGAAUCCCAGCAGCCUUACUGUUAAUGC